AUGGCGGCCAGUAAGAGUUACUUAGCCAGGCAGAACUACCGAUUCCUCGAUCAGAACCACCACCACCACCUCCACAGCCACCACCACCACGACUUCGAACUCGACGAGUCCGACGUCUACGACCGCCACAGCCACCUCCCGGACUCGCCGGAGUUCCGGAAGGUCGGGUCCAGGAUCAACAAGAAGUCAACGGCGGCGGCGGCGAAGUCCGCCGCGUCGUCGCUGCCGGUCAACAUACCGGACUGGUCGAAGAUUCUGAAGGAGGAGUACCGCGAGAACCGCCGCAGCAGGGAUCCCUUCGACGACGACGACGAGGAAUUGGACGGCGGCGGGGACGAUUACGGCGACGGCGGGGUGCGGGUGCCGCCGCACGAGUUCCUGGCGAGGCAGAUGGCGAGGACGAGGAUCGCGUCGUUCUCCGUCCACGAAGGCGUGGGGAGGACUUUGAAAGGGAGGGAUCUGAGUAGGGUCCGAAAUGCAAUUUGGGAGAAAACUGGGUUCCAAGACUGA
This is a messenger RNA of Linum tenue, 510 nucleotides long. Lineage: Eukaryota; Viridiplantae; Streptophyta; Magnoliopsida; Malpighiales; Linaceae. The record is from the annotation of a GenBank genome assembly.